Zygosaccharomyces rouxii is the source of this 2382-nucleotide messenger RNA. RefSeq names its product Upc2p (gene UPC2). Gene Ontology annotation, molecular function: DNA-binding transcription activator activity, RNA polymerase II-specific; zinc ion binding. Gene Ontology annotation, biological process: regulation of transcription by RNA polymerase II. Bases 1 to 2382 code for a protein of 793 amino acids. NCBI's taxonomy places the organism in Eukaryota, Fungi, Ascomycota, Saccharomycetes, Saccharomycetales, Saccharomycetaceae. The transcript has a single exon. The record is from RefSeq and is a predicted model, not a curated record.
AUGAUAAAGGAUAAAAUGGAUAGGAAAAGUGUAUUAAAAAAACGAGAGAAAGUAGUUGAAUUAAUAGAAAUCGACGGCAAGAAAGUUAGUAUAACGUCAACUGGUAAAAGAAAAUUUCAUAAUAAAUCAAAGAAUGGCUGUGAUAACUGCAAGAGGAGGAGGGUUAAAUGUGAUGAAGGGAAGCCCCUAUGUCGCAAAUGUGUUAACAUGAAGCUGGAUUGUGUCUACACACCCGCACAACCAAAAAAGAGAAGAGAAUCUACGGUAGUGAAAUAUGUUACGAGAAGAGCUGCCAGUGGUCAAGAAGAAAGGGUGCCCGCAAGCGAACUUGCCGAUCAUUCGAGUGACGAUUCUAGUUGUGAUAGUAGUCGUUCUGCUUCUAGGGCUCCAAACCCUACACCUGAAGAAAUCACACAGACAGAUUUGCAGGAGAGAAGGAUAUUUGAAGGAAUGCCAGCAAAGGCACCUCCGACUUCUACUCCACAGCAGCUUCCACAACCUCAGCAAUUACCACAGGUUCCGCAGCAGUUACUGCAGCGGCAGCAGACACAUAAGAAUAUAGGGUCUCCAGACAAGACGUUCUCCACGACAAACGGUUCUCGGGGUAUGCUUGAUGGACUACUAUUACCACCAUUAGGAUCUGAAAGUUCACAUUUGAAUCAGCAGCAGCAGCAGCAGCAGCUACAACAACAGCUACUUUUAUUGCCGCAGUUGAUGACACUGUCGAAUUCUGAAAAAUAUGCUGCUUUUGAAAUGCCAAAUAGUCCACCUUUGCAACCUGCUGGAAUGAAUAUUACCAAUAGUAUUGGUAGUAUAUUUUCUCCAAAUCGUUUCCAGCAACAGCAACAGCAACAACAACAACAGCAGCAGCAGCAGCAGCAGCAGCAGCAGCAGCAGCAGCCUCCUGCUCAACCGCCAACUCUGCCUUCAUUUCAAGCUGAAUCAAUUGCUCAACUCAACAAGGCAAGCAUCAAUUUAAAGGCAAUGGGUAUGUUUCCCACGGCGGGUAUUGGAGGUGUAACUUACGAUUUUCAAGAAUUACUGGGUAUCAAAUAUCCUGGUAAUUCUCAAGCUUCAAAGGCAUCUAAUGCUGAGGAAGCCCUGGCGAAUAUGCAAGAGCAACAAGAACAGGCAACUAAGGGCGACGGUGAUGGAAAUGGAAAUGAGGAGACAACUGCAAAUAAUGACAAUGAACAUAGUGCUGUGCACAUGCUUGCAACUCCAAGUUUACCGAAUAAUCCAACAAUUUCACCAGCUGCACCAAUAACUCCCAUGACGAAAACGUCGAUUAAUGCUGCGGCCGCCACAUCAUCUCCAUCGGUUACUGCUGUACCAGGUACAACUGCUACUCUAGCAGGAGCUGGUAGGACGGAUCAACAUCCUGCACAGGAACAGGUUUCUUCGCGUAAUGAUUCUAGUGAUGGAUACGUAGCUAACCUUUUACAGUUAUCUCGCGAAGGAAAUUUAAACUUGAUAGAUUUGAAAUUGUUCCAUCAUUAUUGCACAAAAGUCUGGCCAUCGAUUACGGCUGCAGGGAUUUCAGGUCGUGAAGUGUGGAGUACAGAGAUUCCUGAACUUGCAUUUGAACACCCAUUUUUAAUGCAUUCACUGCUGGCAUUUAGUGCGACACAUUUAUCACGUACAGAAUCAGGUUUGGAACCUUACGUUUCAUGCCACAGGUUGGACGCUCUUAGAUUGUUAAGGCAAGCCGUUCUACAAAUUUCUGAAGAUAAUACAGAUGCCCUAGUGGCAAGUGCGCUAAUCUUAAUAAUGGAUUCACUGGCAAAUGCAUCGAACCAAGGUACAACAAAUCCAAGUUCGAUGUCACCAUCAGCGUGGAUUUUCCAUGUUAAAGGUGCUGCUACAAUUUUAACGGCGGUUUGGCCACUAACUGAAAGAUCAAGAUUUUACAACUUAAUUUCUGUGGAUCUUAGCGAUUUAGGUGACGUUAUAAACCAGGAAUCGGCCACGAUUUCUGAAUUGGUUUGCUUUGACGAAAGUAUUGCUGAUCUUUAUCCGGUGGAAAUUGAUUCACCAUAUCUCAUCACAUUGGCCUACUUGGAUAAAUUACAAAGGGAAAAAAAUCAAUCGGAUUUCAUACUAAGGGUCUUUGCAUUUCCAGCACUGCUGGACAAGACCUUUUUAGCGCUACUUAUGACAGGUGACGCUGGUGCGAUGAGAAUUAUGAGAAGUUACUACAAAUUACUGAGAGGAUUUACUACAGAGAUGAAGGACAAGAUUUGGUUCUUGGAAGGUGUAUCUCAAGUGUUGCCACAAGAUGUCGAUGAGUACAGUGGUGGUGGUGGUAUGCACAUGAUGUUAGACUUCCUUGGUGGUGGAUUACCAUCAAUGACUACUACAAAUCUUUCGGAAUUUAUGUGA